Acyrthosiphon pisum (pea aphid) is the source of this 1016-nucleotide messenger RNA. It is a transcript of the gene Tango14, whose product is annotated as transport and golgi organization 14. The record is from RefSeq and is marked provisional. Lineage: Eukaryota; Metazoa; Arthropoda; Insecta; Hemiptera; Aphididae. Gene Ontology annotation, molecular function: ditrans,polycis-polyprenyl diphosphate synthase [(2E,6E)-farnesyl diphosphate specific] activity. Gene Ontology annotation, cellular component: endoplasmic reticulum membrane; dehydrodolichyl diphosphate synthase complex.
GCUUUUUCAUUGCAAAGAAACCGCGAUUUAUAAUUUUGAUUUAUAUUUAUUUUUAUUUUAGUCCGGGUUCAAGUGCCGCGAUGAAAGUUGGCUGUACAGACGGCCAUUAUCUCUUUUAAUGUUAUUGAAAAAAAAGUAAAAAUGAGCAACCUUUUAGUUUACAGAACACUGUUAAUAAAAUUCGCGUUUUCGUCGUUACUAAUUUUCUUGCACUUUCUGUACGCGUUGUAUUCGUGGCUCGUCGAUCAGACGAUAUUCAAACAGCCGGAUCCUUGGCAGAAUCGUUCCAUCAACGGAUACAAGAAGUAUCGGUUGAAAAAGUUGCCCAACCAUCUCGUGGUGUCCGUAUGCCAAGAGGAAGUUUUCUACGAAUAUCUGGCCAAGUUGCUUGCCUGGGCGUUGUUCCUGGAAGUACCUGUCGUCAGCUUUUAUCACAACGAAAACGGUAUAUCUCCAGAAGAAUUAUUUUUUGCAUUUAGAGAUCAGUACAGUAGUUUGUUGACCAAAGUCAAUUGGGGAUUAGAAUUCAAUGAUAACAUCAAAUUUGAAUCAAAAAAAUGUAUUAAUGGAUAUAAAUGGGAACCAAGAAUUGAAGUCAACAUAUUGACAUCUAAACAUUCUAAAUUACAAUUAGUAAACGCUUUGCGAACUGUGUGCAGCACAGAAGAAGAAUUCUCAGACACUUUAGUCGAGCUUGCGAUUAAUAAAACAUUCCCUAUGGUUGAACCCGAUUUGGUUGUAAUCUGUGGCAAGUCUUGUACAACAUUUGGUUUAUUACCUUGGCACACUCGUGUCACUGAAUUUUUAACAUUGAAAACACAUUACAAUGUUACAUUUUUAAAGUUUUACAAAUUAUUGGAACAAUACAGCAGAAAUGAACAAAGAUUUGGAAAAUGAAGUCAUUGUUAUAUUUUGAUAACUACAUUUAAGUGUAAAUAAUAGUUUAUUUUGUUCGUCAAUUGUGUAAACAUUGUUAUUAAAAGGAUAUUUGUUUCCUAAUAAAUUAUUUAUUAAAA